UUUCACGGCAGUGUUCGUCGAAAUUUUGCAUUAGGCUUGAUUGCAAACGUUUUAGCUAGCCACGCUACUCUUCAGUCUUGUCGGAUUUCCAGGUGGCCGUCAUCGGGACACGUGCGAAGAUGAGGAAGCGACCAAACAUUCUGUUAACAGGAACCCCUGGUGUCGGAAAGACCACUCUGGGAAAGGAGCUGGCACAGCGGACAGGGCUGACCUAUGUUAACAUUGGAGACCUGGCCCAGGAAGGUCAACUUUAUGAUGGCUAUGAUGAAGAGUACCAAUGCCCUAUUUUGGAUGAAGACAGGGUGGUGGAUGAGCUGGAUGAGAAGAUGGUAGAAGGUGGUCAAAUUGUUGACUAUCAUGGCUGUGACCUGUUCCCUGAACGCUGGUUCCACAUUGUCUUUGUCCUCCGUACUGACAACACCCAGCUGUACACUCGGCUAGAGAGCAGGGGUUACACAGGAAAGAAGCUGCAGGACAAUGUGCAGUGUGAGAUCUUCCAGACCAUCUACGAGGAGGCCGUAGAGGCCUACAAUGAGGAGAUUGUUCAUCAACUACCCAGCAACACGCCGGACGACCUGGAACGCAACCUGGAACAGAUAGUACAGUGGACUGAGCAGUGGAUGAAGGACCAUAACUAGGAGCCAAACUCUGCCAGGUCAACAAAUGUUAUGGACAAUUAAACCUGAAUUCUAUUUUUGAAUCUUCACUUAGCUGCCAUAAACACUGAUAUGUUCAAAAUAUAAUCACUUUCUUCAGUGACCUACCAUUACUUGCAGGGAUGGCUGCUGGACCAACCCACUCUCUCAAAUGGUUGAACUUUAAAGUAGCUGAAAGUAAGAAACACUGCUACUGCUUGAUUCUAAUAAUCCAUUACAUGAUAUUUAAUUAGUGAAAAGUAUUGUCAAAACCAAAUAUGAGUCACAAUCUGGCUUCCCAGAGUUUAAUAAAUGUGACUGACUGUGAUACUGGCAUUUACAAUGCUCAGCUCAGUCCAUGUAGAUAAAGUCAUUGAUGUCAGCAUGGGUAAAUCUGAAAACAGAUCACCUUAUUUUACUCUUAAGCAAAUUUUUGGUCACACACUUCUUUGGUUUGUUGCGCUACAGUAACUGAGUGAAGAGUAGAGGCUUUUGUGGGCACAGCCACACAGCUAGCCUUUUUGUGAGGUGUUUAUUAAACAAGGCAAAGUUGUAGUGCCUAUCAAUAAGCAGAUGUUUAGCAAGUGAGGCAUUUUGGAUGCAGUUAUAUUUUAUUCUGCCUCCAGGAGAUGCUCUGAAUUUAGGUAAAGAUUAAGUCUCGAUUCAGUGCUGAUGUGGACAUUACCAGAUAUAUAGCACAACAUGGAGGUGAAAGCAGUGCUCUGUUUAUUUAGAUAUGUGUGCACAAAAGGCUAGAGUAAGGGUAAGCCUCUGAGAAGAAACUUCUUCCUGCUGCUUUGCCCUGCACUGUUUCACUUGUAACAAAUUAUCACGAUCUUAUUAUUGAUUUUUUUUUUUUUUUUUUUUUUAAUUGUCGUGAUUGUUGUAUUAUUAGUUGUGCAGCCCUAAUUCAAAUCAUUUUUCAAAAAUUAAUGACAAAUGGGAAACAGGUUUCUCAUCUUUCUCCUAGUGGUGUUUAUGCAGCAAAGCUACAUAUCAAACCUCCCUAACAAACAAACACGUGUGAUGUGAUCCCAUUUUUUGUUGUAAUUCAAAGCCAAGCAGCUGAUGUUUGAGUUCUCCUUUCUGAGGCAGUUUGCUUGAAGCAGCUUUAAAGAAAGUUGCGCCAAAGAAAAUGUUACACAGUAAAUCCACGAAUAACUAUUUUGGUUAUCUUUAAAAUGAAGGAUCUUUCAAGACUUUGCAGGUUUUCUGAUGAUAAUGGAGGCAGCUAAAGAGCUAGUUAUAGUUGUGAUUAAAAUUACAGUUGGAGUUGAAUCUCAUUCUGUGAUUUUUAGCUUGUCUCUAUUCAGAAAUAUGCGGAGUACCAAUAAUAGGAGCUGACACCCAUGCCUGAGCAUGCCAGACAUCUCUAAAUUCCAAACAUCCCAUAUAAGAUUUUUAUUUUUUUAUUUAAACAAAGUUUUCCUUUGAGAGCUCUGUUUUUUUUUUUUGGACUGACCACCCAUCUCUGACAGUAUUGGUGAAUAAUGUUUCACGUUGUUUUGGGGGUUUUUUUGCUUUCUUUUGUACCAUAUUGUCAAAAUAUCUUGGAUGGUGUAACCACAAACAUUACAGCAUGUAUUGUGGACUUUUUUGUUCAGUUUGUUGUUGCUCGUAUUUUUGCCUUGUCAUUAAAGUUUGGGCACUCGACUGAAAAUAAAGAUUGUAUUAACAUUUCUGA
Stegastes partitus (bicolor damselfish) is the source of this 2319-nucleotide messenger RNA. It is a transcript of the gene ak6, whose product is annotated as adenylate kinase 6. Gene Ontology annotation, cellular component: cytoplasm; nucleus. NCBI's taxonomy places the organism in Eukaryota, Metazoa, Chordata, Actinopteri, Pomacentridae. Gene Ontology annotation, molecular function: AMP kinase activity; ATP binding; ATP hydrolysis activity. The coding region runs from base 120 to 638 and encodes 172 amino acids. The record is from RefSeq and is a predicted model, not a curated record. The transcript is spliced from 6 exons.